AUGUCUAGAUCAGGUGUUGCCGUUGCUGACGAAUCGCUUAACUCUUUCAACGACUUGAAAUUGGGUAAGAAGUACAAGUUCGUCUUGUACGGAUUAAACGACAACAAGACCGCAAUUGUGGUCAAGGAAACAUCGUCGGAUGAUUCGUACGACGCAUUCCUAGAGAAACUGCCAGAAAACGAAUGUCUGUAUGCCGUGUAUGACUUUGAAUAUGAGCUCAAUGGCAAUGAGGGUAAGAGAUCUAAGAUCGUUUUCUACACUUGGUCUCCCGACACUGCACCAGUCAGAGCAAAGAUGGUUUACGCAUCUUCCAAAGAUGCUCUUAGAAGAGCUUUGAAUGGUGUAUCCACCGAUAUUCAAGGUACUGAUUUCUCUGAGGUCUCUUACGAAACUGUUUUGGAGAAGGUCAGCAGAGGUGCUGGCUCUCAUUAG
Molecule: messenger RNA, 432 nt
Organism: Zygotorulaspora mrakii
Lineage: Eukaryota; Fungi; Ascomycota; Saccharomycetes; Saccharomycetales; Saccharomycetaceae
Gene: COF1
Product: cofilin
Exons: 2
Coding region: 1-432 (143 amino acids)
Biological process (GO): actin filament severing; actin filament depolymerization; cell motility
Cellular component (GO): actin cortical patch; actin cytoskeleton; cytoplasm
Molecular function (GO): actin filament binding
Source: RefSeq, a predicted model, not a curated record